Molecule: messenger RNA, 6402 nt
Organism: Nannospalax galili (Upper Galilee mountains blind mole rat)
Lineage: Eukaryota; Metazoa; Chordata; Mammalia; Rodentia; Spalacidae
Gene: Nup205
Product: nucleoporin 205
Exons: 43
Coding region: 175-6213 (2012 amino acids)
Biological process (GO): nuclear pore organization
Cellular component (GO): nuclear pore inner ring; nuclear pore
Molecular function (GO): structural constituent of nuclear pore
Source: RefSeq, a predicted model, not a curated record
AUUGAUAAUUGUGUCCAGAGCAGAAUUUGGAAUCUUAAGAACACGUCGGUGUGCGGAGCCUGUAGUCUGGAGGGGUCCUCGCGUGACUUUCUGCUCAGGCAUCGCUGCGGGUAGGCCGACCCCCCCCUCGAGGGUCCUCCUGCAGCAGGCGCACUCCGGCAGUGCACCUCCAAGAUGGCGGCGCUGUUGGCGGUAAAUUCGGCUGCUAGCCUAUGGGGACCUUACAAAGACAUCUGGCACACAGUUGGAAAUGCUCUUUGGAGAAGGCAACCUGAAGCUGUCCACCUCCUUGACAUGAUUUUGAAGAAACACAAACCUGACUUCAUCUCCUUGUUCAAAAACCCACCAAAAAAUGUCCAACAGCACGAGAAAGUUCAGAAAGCCAGUUCGGAGGGAGUCGCCAUCCAGGGUCAACAGGGAACCCGACUUCUUCCUGAGCAGCUCAUUAAAGAAGCCUUCAUCCUCAGCGACCUUUUUGAUAUUGGGGAACUGUCAGCUGUUGAGCUUCUUCUUGCCGGAGAGCAUCAACAGCCGCAUUUCCCUGGGCUCACCCGAGGCUUAGUAGCCGUCCUUUUAUACUGGGAUGGAAAGCGGUGCAUUGCAAAUUCCCUCAGAACCCUGAUACAGUCUAGACGGGGGAAGACAUGGACACUAGAACUCAGUCCAGAACUGGUUUCCAUGACAACACGCUUUACCGAUGAGCUGAUGGAGCAAGGAUUGACUUACAAAGUCCUUACUUUGCUGUCGCAGAUUGAUGUGAAUAAUGAGUUUGAAAAACUACAGCGCGACAGAGGCUUGGGCAGUGAGAAACACCGCAAAGAGGUAUCUGAUCUCAUUAAAGAGUGCAGGCAGUCUCUGGCAGAAAGUCUUUUUGCCUGGGCUUGCCAGUCACCGUUAGGCAAAGAUGACACCCUUCUCCUUAUUGGGCAUUUGGAAAGAGUGACAGUUGAAGCUAAUGGCUCCUUGGAUGCGGUGAAUCUGGCUCUCCUUAUGGCCCUUCUAUACUGUUUUGAUACCAGCUUUAUAGAACAAAGCACAGAGGAACGAGAUGAUAUGAUUCAUCAACUUCCACUGUUGACAGAGAGACAGUACAUUGCCACAAUUCAUGCACGUCUCCAGGACUCCCAACCCUGGAAGCUUCCUGGCUUGCAGGCCACUGUUCGACUUGCCUGGGCCCUGGCACUGAGGGGAGUUUCCCAGUUGCCUGAUGUGACAGCUCUGGCUGAAUUCACAGAAGCAGAUGAGGCAAUGGCAGAACUUGCGAUUGCCGACAGUGUUUUCCUCUUCCUUACUGAAUCUGUGGUGGUGUCAGAAAACUUCUAUCAAGAAGAAUUCUAUAUUCGUAGGACGCAUAAUCUCAUUACAGACUUCCUUGCAUUUAUGCCAAUGAAAGUGAAACAGCUAAAGAAUCGGGCAGAUGAAGAUGCUCGAAUGAUUCAUAUGAGUAUACAGAUGGGAAAUGAACCCCCCAUUUCACUAAGAAGGGACCUGGAACACUUAAUGCUCUUGAUUGGUGAACUAUAUAAGAAAAAUCCUUUUCAUUUGGAGCUUGCCCUAGAAUAUUGGUGUCCCUCCGAGCCUCUCCAGACACCCACUAUCAUGGGUUCAUACCUAGGAGUAGCUCAUCAGCGACCCCCUCAACGCCAGGUUGUCUUGUCAAAGUUUGUUAGGCAAAUGGGUGACCUGUUGCCUCCAACUAUUUAUAUUCCUUAUCUAAAAAUGCUCCAGGGAUUGGCCAAUGGGCCUCAGUGUGCUCACUACUGUUUUAGCCUGCUCAAAGUCAAUGGUAGUAGUCACGUUGAGAACAUUCAGGGAGCAGGUGGCUGUCCUGUUUCCUGGGAGCAUUUCUUUCACUCCUUACUGCUUUACCAUGAGCAUCUACGGAAGGAUCUGCCAAGUGCAGACAGUGUCCAGUACCGUCACCUUCCUUCACGUGGCAUCACCCAGAAGGAGCAAGAUGGGCUGAUUGCAUUUCUGCAGCUCACAUCUACUAUCAUUACUUGGAGUGAAAAUGCUCGCUUGGCACUUUGUGAGCACCCUCAGUGGACGCCUGUUGUGCUGAUCUUGGGGCUCCUGCAGUGCAGUAUUCCCCCAGUUCUCAAGGCUGAGCUACUGAAGACACUUGCAGCUUUUGGAAAGUCUCCUGAAAUUGCUGCUUCCCUUUGGCAGUCAUUGGAAUACACUCAGAUACUGCAGACCGUCAGGGUUCCAAGCCAGAGGCAGGCUAUUGGUAUUGAGGUUGAACUCAAUGAAAUAGAAUCCCGGUGUGAAGAAUACCCCUUGACUCGGGCCUUUUGCCAGUUGAUUAGUACCCUGGUGGAGAGCUCAUUUCCUUCCAAUCUCGGUGCUGGUCUGCGCCCCCCUGGCUUUGACCCUUAUUUGCAGUUCCUAAGAGAUUCUGUGUUUCUCCGAUUCCGUACAAGAGCUUACCGGAGAGCAGCUGAAAAGUGGGAAGUUGCUGAGGUUGUUUUGGAGGUGUUUCAUAAACUGCUAAGAGAUUAUGAACCUCAGCUUGAAGAUUUUGUAGACCAGUUUGUGGAACUACAAGGAGAGGAGAUCAUAGCUUAUAAGCCACCUGGCUUCAGUCUGAUGUAUCAUCUUCUGAAUGAGUCACCCAUGUUAGAACUGGCACUCAGUUUACUGGAAGAAGGAGUGAAGCAGCUCGAUACCUAUGCUCCUUUUCCUGGAAAAAAACAUCUGGAAAAAGCGGUACAGCAUUGCCUCGCACUUCUUAAUCUGACACUGCAAAAGGAAAAUCUCUUCAUGGAUCUUCUCAGGGAGAGUCAGCUGGCUCUCAUAGUCUCUCCUUUGGAACAGCUGCUGCAGGGGAUUAAUCCCAGAACUAAGAAGGCAGACAACGUGGUCAGCAUUGCCAGGUAUCUGUAUCAUGGGAACACUAAUCCUGAGUUGGCAUUUGAGAGUGCCAAGAUUCUCUGCUGUAUCUCCUGCAAUUCUAACAUUCAGAUCAAAAUGGUUGGUGAUUUCACACAUGACCAGAAUGUGAGCCAGAAGCUGAUGGCUGGAUUUGUGGACUGUUUGGACAGUGAAGAUAUGGAAGAAUUUGUACGUGUAGAAGAGGGUUCAGAGACUGAAAAGAAGUUAGCUGUAAUCCGUCAUGAAACAAGAAUCCACAUUUUGAAUCUUCUCAUCACAUCUCUGGAACGCAAUCCACCCAAUCUUGCUCUCUACCUGUUGGGCUUUGAAUUGAAGAAACCUGUCAGUACCACAAACCUACAAGACCCAGGAGUGUUAGGCUGCCCUCGGACGUGCCUGCAUGCCAUCCUCAACAUCCUGGAGAAAGGGACGAAGGGGAGAACUGGCCCUGUGGCAGUGCGGGAGUAUCCUCAGCUGGCUGAGCUGUGCUACCAGGUGAUAUACCAGCUAUGUGCAUGCUCUGAUACAUCUGGCCCUACUAUGAGGUAUUUGAGAACCAGCCAGGAUUUCUUAUUUUCCCAGUUGCAGCAUCUACCUUUCUCUAACAAAGACUAUGAAAUUUCUAUGCUGAACCAAAUGUCAUGGCUUAUGAAGACUGCUUCAAUAGAGUUAAGGGUAACUUCUCUGAAUCGUCAGCGGUCACAUACCCAGAGGCUCCUGCACCUCCUCCUGGAUGACAUGCCAGUGAAACCUUACUCAGAUGGUGAAGGCGGAAUAGAAGAUGAAAAUAGAUCUGUCUCUGGGUUCCUUCAUUUUGACACUGCUACAAAAGUACGUCGAAAAAUUCUGAGCAUUCUUGACUCAAUUGACUUCAGUCAGGAGAUUCCUGAGCCUUUGCAGUUGGAUUUUUUUGAUCGUGCCCAGAUUGAACAGGUUAUUGCUAACUGUGAGCACAAGAAUUUACGGGGGCAGACAGUCUGCAAUGUCAAGCUUCUUCAUAGGGUUCUGGUAGCUGAAGUGAACGCUCUUCAGGGUAUGGCUGCCAUAGGACAGAGGCCUCUGCUCAUGGAGGAAAUUAGCACUAUUCUUCAGUAUGUAGUAGGAAGAAACAGAUUACUGCAGUGUCUUCAUGCAAAGCGACAUGUGCUCGAGUCAUGGAGGCAACUGGUAGAAAUUAUUCUGACAGCUUGUCCCCAGGACCUCAUUCAGGCAGAAGAUCGGCAGCUGAUCAUUCGUGAUAUUUUACAAGAUGUGCAUGAUAAGGUCCUGGAUGAUGAAGCAGCACAGGAAUUAAUGCCAGUAGUUGCUGGUGCUGUAUUCACACUGACCGCUCACCUAAGCCAGGCUGUACGCACAGAACAGAAGCAGCCACUGACCUUGGGACCCGGAGAGGCCCAUUAUGCUUUUAUGCUUGAUAGUUCUUUGACCUCACCUCCUGCAGUGGAGGCCCUGCCACUGGGGUUUGCUUCUAUUGGAGAUUCUUCACUUCACAUCAUAUUGAAGAAACUGUUAGACUUCAUUUUGAAGACAGGUGGCGGAUUCCAGCGAGUGAGGACCCACCUCUACGGCUCUCUGCUUUAUUACCUGCAGAUUGCCCAGAGACCGGAUGAACCAGACACGCUAGAAGCUGCCAAGAAAACCAUGUGGGAAAGACUGACAGCCCCUGAAGAUGUGUUUAGUAAAUUACAACGAGAAAACAUCUCUAUCAUUGAGAGUUAUGGAGCAGCCCUCAUGGAAGUGGUCUGUCGAGAUGCUUGUGAUGGACAUGAGAUUGGCAGGAUGCUGGCCCUGGCUCUCCUCGACCGGAUUGUCUCUGUGGAUAAGCAGCAGCAGUGGCUUUUGUAUCUUUCUAACAGUGGCUAUUUGAAGGUCCUUGUGGACAGCUUGGUGGAAGACGACCGUACUUUGCAGAGCUUACUCACUCCACAACCUCCCCUUUUAAAAGCCCUUUAUACUUAUGAAUCCAAAAUGGCAUUUCUCACAAGAGUGGCUAAGAUGCAGCAGGGUGCUUUAGAGUUGCUGAGAUCCGGUGUGGUUGUGAGACUAGCCCAAUGCCAAGUCUAUGACAUGCGCCCAGAAAUGGAGCCGCAUGGCAUGUUUGGCAUGAGAGACCCUCCAUUGUUCAUCCCAACGCCCGUGGAUCGCUACCGGCAGAUUCUCCUUCCAGCCCUCCAGCUGUGCCAGGUCAUCCUCAUGUCAAGUGUGUCCCAGCACUUGCAGGCAGCAGGCCAGGUGUUCCAGUUUCUCAUUUCGCAUUCCGAUACCAUACAAGCCAUUCUGCGCUGUCAGGAUCUCAGCGCCGGCUCUCUACAGGAACUGGCUCUGCUGACAGGAAUUAUAAGUAAAGCGGCACUUCCAGGUAUAUUGAGUGAACUUGAUGUUGAUGUGAAUGAAGGCUCUCUGAUGGAACUCCACGGACAUAUUGCAAGAUUCCAGCGCCAGUGUUUAGGACUACUGAGUCGUUUUGGUGGCUCGGACAGACUGCGUCAGUUUAAAUUUCAAGAUGAUACUGUAGAAGGAGAUCGGGUGAGCAAGAAAGAUGAGAUUGAGCUGGCCAUGCAGCAGAUUUGUGCCAAUGUAAUGGAAUAUUGCCAGGCACUUAUACUACAGAGCUCCCCUACCCUACAGCAUGCUAUGUGUCUCUUCACCCCUAGCCUUUCAGAGACCGUUAAUAGAGAUGGACCUCGGCAAGACACCCAAGUUCCAGUGGUUCCUUAUUGGCGUUUGCCUGGUUUGGGCAUUAUUAUCUACCUGCUGAGACAGAGUGCCAGUGAUUUCUUCAGCUAUUAUGACAGUCACCGACGCAGUGUCAACAAGCUACAAAAUGUAGAACAACUUCCCCCAGAUGAGAUAAAAGAGUUGUGUCAAUCUGUGAUGCCUGCUGGUGUUGAUAAAAUUUCUACUGCACAGAAGUAUGUUCUAGCAAGACGGCGUUUGGUAAAGUUGAUCAACAAUCGAGCUAAACUUCUUUCCCUUUGUUCUUUCAUCAUAGAGACCUGUCUCUUUGUUUUUUGGCGCCAUCUGGAGUACUACUUGUUACAUUGCACACCCACAGAUUCCCAAGAUUCCUUGUUUGCCUCCAAGACGUUAUUUAAAAGUAGAAGAUUACAAGAUUCCUUCUCUUCAGAACCCAAUCUAGACUUCAGAAAUAGGCUGACUUCAGUGAGCCAACAUGAUGUAGAGCAGCUUCAGUCUGAUGCCAUCAAUGCUUUUGGAGAAUCACUACAGAAGAAACUUCUGGAUAUCGAAGGAUUAUAUUCAAAGGUUCGAUCCCGCUAUAGUUUCAUACAGGCUCUUGUCAGGCGCAUCCGUGGCCUGCUGAGGAUUUCUAGGAACUGAGGCUACUGACAUUCUGCUGUGGAGGAAAUGAACUGAGGGUUUAUAAAAAUAAGCCCUUUUUAUACAUGGGUUUGUUUCUAAAUUAUGAUUGAAAAAUAUUCUGCUAUUUCUUUAUACAUGUACAUCUUUUCUGAAAACUUGGCCUCAUUUCACCUUCACUUGUGGAAAAUAAAAUACUUUUUAAAAAAA